Geodia barretti is the source of this 3581-nucleotide messenger RNA. The record is from the annotation of a GenBank genome assembly. Lineage: Eukaryota; Metazoa; Porifera; Demospongiae; Tetractinellida; Geodiidae.
ACAAUCGGUGGGCGCGUCUGGAACGAAAUUCUUCCUCCCCUCAGUGUAUACCAAUGGCUGGGAAGGUCGUGCUAGUCCAGUACAUAGCUCUGAGAGGAGACCUUCUCAGGACCCAGAAAUGGCCAGUUGGGGCUCUGGUUGCGCAGGGUUGCCAUGCCUGCACUGCCGUCAUCCACACUCACAGAGACAGUGGCAAUGUGGUCCAGUAUCUGAGUGACCUUGAUCGCAUGCACAAAGUCGUGCUGGAGGUUCCAGACGGGGAGGGACUGGUGAGUCUGAGUAGUGAUCUGGAACGGAAUGGAGUACUGCACAGGCUGUGGGUGGAACAGCCUGAGGACAUACCGACAUGUCUCGCCACUGUUCCCUACCCCAAAUCACAGAUAUCUCAGCACUUCAAGAAAUUCAAGCUUUUCAAGUGAACUCAGUCAUUCUCUUGUGUGUGUACUAGCGAGAUACUCCGUCAAUAAUUGAUAUUUGCGCAUGCGCACACGUUGUGACGUCAUUACUUGGUGGCGACGACGAGACAGUAAUUCGGGUCGCUGUUGUGUGGCUGUGUCGUGAAAGUUACCAGAGCACCAGCUACUAGAAUACUUCGUAAUCGUCGACCUUAUUCCUAAUAAACGCCCACCUACCAACCCCGCGCUUUCGACGGGUCUACACCGCCUCUGUCUUUCCUCGGCUGGCUGACUCGCCAUGGCGACGGGAGCUAACACCACUCCUCUGGGCCGCCUCCACCCGAUCCUGGCCGCCAAAGUUGGAGAAUCCUCACCAUCCCCCGUGGGAUCAACUGGUAGCAAAGACCCUGAGUUGAAGAGACAUCUCGAGGCGGCCAAGAGAGCAGCUUCUGCUCUCUUCCCUGAGGAGCCUGCUCGCAAGAAGCGCAAGUCUCGUUGGGCCAGUGAAACCGUCAGGACGGCUAUUCCUGGCCUCCCCACCGUUAUGCCUGCCAACAUGAACGAACAACAGCAGCAACUCUACAUCUUACAUCUGAAGAUUGAGGAGACAAGUCGUCAACUCAGGAGUGGGGAUCUGGGGAUUCCCCUAAAUCCAGCCGACAGGUGACAAUCACGUGACACUCACAAGACACUCUCUACAGAGUGACCCACUGUCUUUGAAAAAAUUGGCAUCAACCUCAAUUUUUGCCAGUCUUGCCCUAAAAUUUUGGCCCAUCCAACCAACAAAAAUGAGUGAUACUAAAAAUUCAUGCCAAUUUUUGAGUACACAGUAAUCUGUAGACAGGCAUAAUUAUGAAGCAAAGUACAUAGUUUUGAUGACCGUGCACGCAAAAUUGUCUUGAUUUUAGCAGGUAAGGAAAUGAGGAGCCCUCCAACCCUCACCUUCUUCUCUCCCACAAACUUGUCGUAUUUGCUAACCACUUGACCUUUCUCGUCAUAGAUACACAUAGAGAGAGAAAAGAUGAACUCUGUCGUUGUGCUGAGUUUUAACCCCUCUCUGUCUGUGUGUGUGUGUUGUGUGCAUAUUAGUAGUGUUAGAGGUCACUAACGGAGCGUUCUAAUUAAAGUGCAGGAAGUUGGGGAUCAUUCUCAUACCCCGUUCCGCCUGCUCCGGAGUGGGCUAGCGACGGGCAGUGCUCAUAUCCCCUAGCCCCGAGCCCAUCUACAGCCACGAUGGGAAGAGGCUCAACACACGAGAGGUUAGGACGAGGAAGAGACUCGAAGACCGGAGGCACGAUCUGAUUCAGGAGGCGAUAACACUCAAUCCCGAGUACAGACCGCCAACUGACUAUAAAGCACCAAACAGGAAGAUUGAGGACAAAGUGUUCAUUCCUCAAGAACAUCAUCCUGAGACUAACUUUGUCGGCCUUCUCAUUGGACCUAGAGGGAAUACUCUGAAACAGUUGGAACGAGAGACAAACACCAAGAUCAUGAUCAGGGGAAAGGGGGCGACAAGGAGGGGAAGUUUGGCCGAUUCGGUCUCCCCCAGCCGGGAGAAGACGAAGAGCUACACGCCCUCAUUACUGGCUCCAGUCCCGAAGUCGUCAAACUGGCUGUGGACAAGAUCAAGGCCAUAAUCCAGAGUGGGAUCGACGUUCCCGGAAACGAAAAUGAGAUUAAGAAGAUGCAGCUGAUGCAGCUUGCAGAGCUCAACGGUACCUUUAAACCCAUCGACGUCCUCAGAUGUAACAACUGUGGCUCCAGUGAGCACAGAACGUGGCAGUGCUCGGAGCAGAUGAACAUCACGUCCAGCAUCAUCUGCACACGAUGUGGUGGAGGAGGCCACAUUGCUCAGGACUGCAAGGUCGACAUGUCGGCAGCUCCACCCCCUACUGCUGAGAAAGCAAAGAUGGAUAGCGAAUAUCUCUCUCUAAUGAAGGAACUGGGAGAGAAGGUUCCCGACCACAUGCGGGAGGCAGCUGCUGGUGAUAAGGCUGGCGUUGGCGUGGGAACCAGAGUCCCUCCCCCUCCCUCACUGAUGGGCGGUCGCAACCCUGGAGGCCUGCUGGUACCUGACCCCCAUUUCCACCACGCCCCCCCUCAACCUGGGGGACCCUGGAUGUUCCACUCCCCGCACCCCGGACAUUUCAUGCACCCCGGGGGACCCCACAUGAUGAUGCACUCCGUUCCCUGGGGAAUGCACCCCGGGGCCCAUCCCAUGGGGCCCGAUGGGAUGCCCCUCAUGCAGGGACCGAUGGGACCCCCUCCCCCUCCUCCUCCCGGCAGUUAGUGAACACUCUGACCUCCUUUCCCCAGCUCUCUUAUUUCUUUCAUUCUCUCGUCUCUCCUUUCUCCCUUCCUUCUCUAACUCCCUUCCCUCUCUUAGUAAACAUUGAUUAUCACACACACUUUACCUCAUUUUCCCCUCCCUGCUGUAGCUGGGGAUCUUCCAAAUGCUCUGGUCCAGUCGUGGCCACCACAGCAAGAGGCACCGUGGGUUCCGCCAGCCCCUCCCCCCUCUCUCCCAGUAGCUGCCCCGCCCCCUCCUCCGCCUAUGGACCACACCCAGGGUGGAGCCCCGCCCCCUCCUCCACCCCCUCCUGCAGAAUCGUGAGAAAGAAAAGACUGCUGUUACUGAAACUGAAUGUAUUAUAUAAUUAUAGUACUGAUUGCUGCUAAUACAGACUCUAUUGUACAUUAUGUCACAUACAUUUUCAUCGCUGAACUCUUAUUAUUGCAUGCAUUCUUCGGAAAAUAAUAAGAAUACGUUGAAUAUAAGUUGUAUGCGUCAACGAGGAGGUAAUGAUGUAUAAUAGAAAGGCAAAGCAAAAGUCAACUACACCCAUUUUAUAUUGCAGUCUGCAGUAUAUACAAGUUGCUAUACACGUAUCUCCCCCCUGACUUGAAUGUUGAACAUUUUUGAAUUUAGGUUGACCCCUGCUAAUCAAUGUCAGACUGGUGGUUGUCAUAGAGACGGAGGUGAUACUGGGCUAGUUGUCGUGGCGAUAGCUCUGAGGGGGCCCCGGUGAAGAGAUCUCGACCGUAGAAUGAUUUCGGGAAUGCCAGGACGUCGCGGAGACUGGUGGCCUGGCAGAGCACUGCCAUUAGCCGGUCGAAACCAAUAGCAAUUCCUCCGUGGGGAGGACAGCCUGAUCUCAAUCCCUUCAGAAGAUGAGAGAAUUGAUC